UGGUACACGCGCAGCCCGCGAGCUAGUAGACGAUACAUACCGCGCGUUGCCACCGAGAGCUUACCGACACCGAGAAGCGGCCGCGUGCGCACGCGCGGGGCGAGGGGGUCGAGCGGGCGAAGCUAGCUAGUGUCGUCGGCCGGCCGCGAGCCCGCCCGGCAUGUCGGCGCUAGUGGACGCGCUGUGCGCGCCGCCCGGCGACGCAUCGGCGCUCAUCUACGACACCUUCAACGCCGCCAGCUUCCUCUUCGACGGCCCCGCGGCGGCGGCGCUCUACGACGGCGCCGGCAUUGUCGAGUGCCCGGCGCCCGCGCAGCAGCAGCAGCAGGCUGCCGAGGCCGCGGGGGAGACGCAGGCGGCGACGUCGUCGGCGCCGACCAGGGUCAGGAAGCGGCGGCGGCGGGCGCGGAGCUGCAAGUCCAGGGAGGAGACCGAGACCCAGCGGAUGACGCACAUCGCCGUGGAGCGCAACCGCCGCCGACAGAUGAACGAGUACCUCGCCGCGCUCCGCUCCCUCAUGCCGGAGCCCUACGUCCAGAGGGGCGACCAAGCUUCCAUUGUCGGAGGGGCAAUCGAGUUCGUGAAGGAGCUCGAGCACCAGCUGCAGUGCCUCGAGGCGCAGAAGCGAACACUCCUGGUUCAUCAGCACAAGGCGGCCAAGCCCGACGCGACGCCGAUGCACCACUCCAGCGGCAGCACCAAGGCCACAGCCGGUACCACGGCCUGCGUGGAGUCCGCGGCGGCGGCGACGACGACGAGCAACUGCAGCAGCAGCGUGACCGAGGACGCGGCCGACCACGCGCCGCCGCCCCCGUUCGCGCAGUUCUUCACGUACCCGCAGUACGUGUGGUGCCACUCGCCGCGCGACCCCGCGUCGUCGUCGUCGGCGGAGGACGGCGGGCGGCCGGGGGUGGCCGACAUCGAGGUGUCCCUGGUGGAGACGCACGCCAGCCUCCGCGUGAUGACGCCGCGGCGGCCCGGGCAGCUGCUCGGCCUCGUCACCGGGCUGCAGGCGCUCCGCCUCGGCGUGCUCCACCUCAGCGUCACCACGCUGGAGUCCCUGGCCCUCUACUCCAUCAGCGUCAAGGUGGAGGAAGGGUGCAGCCUGGCGACGGUGGAGGACAUCGCCGCGGCCGCGCACCACGUGCUCUGCCUCAUCGACGCCGCCGAGGCCACCGAGCAGCAGCAGGAGGAGGAGGAGGUGCUCGCCGCCUCGGGCCCGCGAUAGGGCCGCCGCCCCGCGAGGCGAGCCGGCCGAUGACGUCCCCGGCGAUCGAGGAGAGAGCCAUUGCCCGCAGGUGCCGUGACUCCAGUCGCGUACACAGCACGGGUUCUUUUGGCCGAGGCGGCGAUGCCGAGCGGGUCUUCGUGUGUGCGUCUCCCCCCGGUUUUGCAGGGUUCGGUGAACGUCUCGAUGUAACCGUGUAGUUUGUUUUUUCUUUUUUUUUUCCUUCACUUUUUUUUUGUUUUUCUAGUAGGUGUCCAAUCGUGUUGUUGGCAUGUCGUCGCAAUGUUUCGCCUCGCAUUUUAUGUGUGAUGGCUAGCUUCUCCAGCUC
This is a messenger RNA of Panicum hallii, 1556 nucleotides long. RefSeq names its product transcription factor bHLH94-like. Gene Ontology annotation, biological process: regulation of transcription by RNA polymerase II. The coding region runs from base 161 to 1228 and encodes 355 amino acids. Lineage: Eukaryota; Viridiplantae; Streptophyta; Magnoliopsida; Poales; Poaceae. Gene Ontology annotation, molecular function: RNA polymerase II cis-regulatory region sequence-specific DNA binding; DNA-binding transcription factor activity, RNA polymerase II-specific; protein dimerization activity. The record is from RefSeq and is a predicted model, not a curated record. The transcript has 3 exons.